Molecule: messenger RNA, 2688 nt
Organism: Trichobilharzia szidati
Lineage: Eukaryota; Metazoa; Platyhelminthes; Trematoda; Strigeidida; Schistosomatidae
Source: the annotation of a GenBank genome assembly
AAAUGAUUGGUGCCUUCUUCAGAGUGUCAAUCUAUAGGUCAGUAUUACUGAAGCGAGUUUGCAAGCCAGUUCUCUGUCCACUCGUACAAAUGAAACAGUUUGGCAUCAAUUAUCCUCAAGUAAAUAAAGAUGAAAACAUUGUUGAGGAACACUUCGGUGUACAGGUUCGUGACCCAUACAGAUGGUUGGAAGACCCUGACUCUUCACAGACCAAGGCUUUCGUUAAAGAUCAAAAUAUUAUAACAAAUAAGUUUCUUAGUUUAUGCCCGUACACUUCUAAAAUAAGAGACCGAUUAACGGCCAUCUGGGAUUAUGAAAAAUACUCUUGUCCAAUAAAAUAUGGCUCUUUUUACUACAUAUGGCAUAACAGUGGAUUACAGAAUCAAAGUGUUCUUUACCAAAUGACUUCACUAUCGGGACCCACGAAGAAGUUUCUAGAUCUCAACGAAGUUGACCCAGAAGGUCUUACAUCUCUAAGGAACUGCAGUUUUUCACCAGAAGGAACCUAUUUUUGUUAUGGUAUCAGUUUUGGGGGUUCCGACUGGUCUGAACUUAAGUUUAAAAACUGCGAGACAGGGGAAGACUUACCAGAUGUUUUGCGACAAGUAAAAUUCAGCUCCAUUUCAUGGACGAAGGAUGAAAAAGGUGUAUUUUACUGUAUGUAUCCUCAGCAUAGUGGCAAAGCUGAUGGAACUGAAACUACAGCGAAUACGGAUCAGAAACUCAUGUACCAUCGCUUGGGUACUCCACAAUCAACUGAUAUCUUGUGUUCUGAACGCCCAGAUCAACCUACUUGGUCUAUUCAAGGAGAGGUUUCUGAUUGUGGACGUUAUCUAAUGGUUACUUUGUAUGAUGGUUGCGAACCUAAUAACCAACUUUUCUAUUGCGAUCUUGAAAAUAUUGAUUGGAACACCACAGAAAAGCUUAACUUGAUUCCUGUUGUGGAUCACUUCGAAGCUGUUUACGAAUAUGUGACAAACGAAGGCGAUUCAUUCGUAUUCCGUACUAACUUAGACGCUCCAAUGUACAAAAUCAUCAGAAUCAAUUUCGCCAAUCUUGAUCGUAAAUAUUGGGAAGAUGUUAUACCUCACAAUUCAGGAUCACUACUGGAAAAUGCUGUGUGUGUAAACCAAGACAAGUUGAUAGUUUGCCACUUAAAAGAUGUAAAGAGCUGUUUGUCAGUACACAAACUUCUAUCAGGGGAGAAAAUGCUGGAUAUCGAUAUACCCGUUGGAUAUGUGGCUAAUGUUUCCGGAAGAAAACGUGAUAAUGAGGCUUUUAUUCACUUCACGUCUUUCCUCACACCUGGAAUAAUCUAUGCCUAUGAUUUUUUGCAGUCGCAUCCAAAGUUACAGGUUAUUCGUGAAUCAAAAGUUCGAGAUGUGAACUUAGAUCAGUUUGAAGUGAAACAAGUAUUUUACAAGAGUAAAGACAAUACAAAUAUUCCUAUGUUCCUUGUUUUACCUAAAAACUUUCAUCGAGAUGGGUCGGCACCAUGUCAGCUUUAUGCCUAUGGUGGAUUUAAUAUAUCUAUUACUCCGUCUUUCUCUGUAGCACGACUUCUGUUUUUGCUACACUUCGGUGGUAUUGUCGCUGUGGCCAAUAUACGCGGUGGAGGAGAGUAUGGUAAGCCUUGGCAUGAUGCUGGACGUCGACGAAAUAAGCAGAAUUCAUUUGAUGACUUCCAGUCAGCAGCUGAAUAUCUCAUUAGCGAGAAGUACACAAACAACCAAAAAUUAUAUAUUCAAGGUGGAAGUAAUGGAGGUCUCCUGGUGUGUGCUUGCUGCAAUCAAAGACCGGAUUUAUUCGGUGCUGCUAUUGCUCAAGUCCCUGUUUGCGAUUUGGUUAGAUUCCACAAAUUUACUAUUGGUCAUGCUUGGAUAAGUGAUUUUGGCGAUCCUGAAUGCGAAGAAGAUUUUCGUUACUUAAUAAAGUAAGUUGUGAUUUUAAAACAGCUUUUCUUCUUAGUUAUAAUCUCAGUUUUGUGAAGUUAGUAUUUUAUUAGUGCAAAUAACUGGUUAGCUUUUCGUAGGCAUUUCUGAACCACUUUUAGCCUUAAUUAAAAAUCAUGUAACUUUAGCAUUCUUUUUAUGAAAGAUAGAAGUGCUGGAAAAAGGAUCAAGUCUGAAAUGCAGAGGUUGAAUGUAAUAUAUAACCAGAAAUUCAUAUCCUGCAAAAAUGCUUCUAAUAUGUGGAAACUAUUUAAGGAAAUCAUUGAUGAUUAUCACCACUCCACAAUGUUAAAGUUCCAUCUGACCCAAAUGUACAGUAUCCAGCUUUAUUGGUUUUGACUGCAGAUCACGAUGAUCGUGUAGUCCCGUUACACUCAUUCAAAUUCAUUUCAACGCUACAAGAGAUACUGUGUCGGUGUGAAAACAGCCGACAGACAAACCCCAUUCUCGCUCGAAUAGAAUCGAAAGCUGGGCAUGGACAGGGGAAACCAACAUCAAAAUCAAUUGAUGAAGUGGUGGAUAUAUACGCGUUCCUACAGACAGCGAUCUCACUCACAUGGAAGGAUUGAAUUCCGUCCUUUAUUAUCUAACGAUUUACGUUGACGUUAUGGAUUGGACAAGUAGUCGUAUCACACUCACUAUAUUGACUAUAGCCUUAUCGACCGACACUUACUAGUCGAUUUUAUAUUUAUAUUCACUAAGUGAUUUAAUUAAAAAUGGACUUUUCUACGUGUCA